Molecule: messenger RNA, 1085 nt
Organism: Cuscuta campestris
Lineage: Eukaryota; Viridiplantae; Streptophyta; Magnoliopsida; Solanales; Convolvulaceae
Source: the annotation of a GenBank genome assembly
ACCACCUCAUUCAUUCAUUGUCUCCUCCAAUUUUACAAAUCAACCUUUGUCUCCGGCGGAUAGAUCUACAGUUCUACACCAACUAGGACCGGUGGUUAUCAUCAAUCUCAUUUACUUUGGGUGGACAACAUGAACAUCUUGAACUGGCUAAUCUGUGGGAGAGUCUCAAGGACAGGGCAAAGACAGAGCCAAUCGCAAGGUGGAGUACACUGAGGUAUCUCUUGUUGCCCACCCCACUUUGGUGGAACCCACCCACCACCACCCUACUCCAACUGCACCCAAUCCCCAAUCUACUCUAGUUGCUCCCUCUCCCCCUGUGGGAUUUUUUGCCGUGUUCACAUCUGCCAAAGCAUUUGAUGCUAUUGGCAAGGGGAGGCUUACAGAAGGAAUUUGUAAAAGAGAGUGGCUGUUACAUGGGUUAUGGCCCAACCCGAAACAAGCGACAAAAAUAACUAAAGAUUAUAUCAAACCCGAAGACUUGAUAGAAUCUUAUCCCGCAAUAGAAGAUGCUUGGAGAUCCAUUGACAGGAAGCGGACGUCAAGGGAAUUAAUGGUAACCCAAUGGGCCAAACAUGGCGUCUACAACCCAAGGAUUGAUGCCGUGGACUAUUUUAAUCUGGGCGUGCUAGUGAACCAAGAGGAAAAAGAGCUUGAAGAGAACAUCUAUGCAGAGAUAUCAAGUUCAUUUAAAGGGCCCGUGAUUGAAGGGCAUGAUGAAUGGACCACUUGGCGUCCAGUCUCGGUGUCGGCGCUCUCCGAGAGGCUCGGAAAUAUUUAUGGUUGUCGGCCAAGCAUCAAGGCCAUCAGGGUGAAAGGAAAACUUCUACUGCAUGAGAUAGGCUUUGAGAUAGAGCACGACCCAAGCACCGCAAGCUACAGAAAACACAACGUCGAUGCAUCAGAGCUUUAUAAAUCAUGUCGCUCAGAAGACAUGAUAUUGAUGUAGAGGUGCCUAAUGUGUGUUUUAUUUGAGUGUUUUUGUUUGUUAAAUAUCUACUGUUAUGGUGCUCCUGUUGAUGCCUAUUCUAUUUGAAGUGUUUUGUUUGUUAGAGAUCUAUUUUUAUGGUGUUGUAGGAACACACCUU